AAGACAGUUUGCUCAUACCAGAAAUACUGUGGUUUCUAACUUCUAGUUCGUCAGAAGUAUAAUUAUAUUUGACACCGCUAUUUAGGUAUUUCGUCUAAUCCAACGCGAUCACUGUAGUUGCGAUUAACCAUUAACCUGACCAUCACGAAUUCGUGCUACCAUAACCUGGCGAUUCAGCACCCUGAUUCCGCGGAUUAGUGAGAAUACGGUUACAACUGAUAAUAUCUAAUAUUAUGUGACCAACUCUGACUUGAUUUAUGAUGGUCAAAUAUCUCGUACUUUGCACAUUCCUCGCGAACUUACCUCAACCUCGUGGUUCCGGCUGGCUAGAUGUACAUGUUAUAUAAUAACCAUAAAAUCAGUGAAAAUGAAACUGGACAUCAUCUAAGGGCGAAGGUCGCAACCGUUAACCGAUAACAUUCCGUGUAGCCAGACGCUGCGGAUAACUGGUUUUAAAAAUUUAGUAUCGUUCCAACAUCAAAUAGUAUCACCGAUCCGUGUUCUCUAGUCAAAUUUACAAAUCAAAUCGUUUGUUAACGACCAAGUUCUAUAAUAUAAUAAUAAACUAUGUUUAAAUCAACCAAACACAAAGAUGAAUCAGUUGAAGUAUAUGAAGUGCCACUCAAAUCUAAGUCAGAAAAGCCAAACUUGGACGGAGAUCGGUUGAAUUUAAUCCUAUUAAUAAUACUAUACACAAUACAAGGAUUUCCUAUAGGCGUAUCUACGGCUCUUCCGUUGAUUUUACAGAGCAAAAAAAUGGUAACCUAUGAUGAUCAAGCAUCAUUUAGUAUGGCAUUAUGGCCUUAUAGUAUUAAACUCUUAUGGGCUCCAAUUAUAGACGCACUCUAUAUAAACUCGAUUGGUAGACGAAAAUCCUGGCUAUUACCUCUUCAACUAUUAUUGGGGGUCACAUUUUUUUAUAUGGCCUUCAAUAUGGAUAAUUGGUUGCCUGAGACGGGACGACCAAAUCUUACGAUGAUAGUGCGGAUGGUCUUCGUUGUUAACUUUUUGUCCGCGACACAAGACAUCGUCGUCGAUGGAUGGUCGCUGACGGUGUUGAAAAAGAAAAACGUGAGUUAUGCCUCAGUGUGUCCUUCUAUAGGAGUACCAAUUGGCAUGUUCUCUGGUUCGGUUUGUUUUACUUUGCUGGUAUCUGAGGAGUUCAGUGUCAAAUAUUUCGGAACGAAUCUCGGCACAGGAGGAAUUAUGACUAUGAAAAGUUUUUUUAGUAUUUGGGCUAUCAUAAUUUUGAUGGUAACAGUAUUCAUUGGAUUGUUUAAAAGUGAAAAGCAUAAAUUGGAAGAUAACCACAAAAAAAUCAGCGUAUUUGAGAAUUAUAUACUAUUGUGGGACAUUAUAAAGCUACCUCGUGUUAGAGUAUUGGCAGUAGCAUUGCUGACAAUAAAGAUGGGAUUUACUGCUUCGGAAUCUGUAACAAAUUUGAAAUUAAUUGAUGCUGGUAUACCUAAGGAUGACAUUAUGAUGAUCACUUCAGUAAUGUAUGUCAUGAAAUUCGUUUUUCCAAUAUUUGUAUGUAAAUAUGUUACUAGUUCCACACCAAUGAGUUACCAUCUGAAAAUUACGCCUAUCAGAUUAAUUUGUGGUGUUUUAUUCUCUGUGUUGGUUUAUUAUACACCAAGUUUAAUAUACAAAGAUGGACCUAUUAUUACCAUACCGUUAUAUUAUUAUCUAAUAUUAGGAUUGGUAUCUCUUAUAAACGAGAUGUUGAGUUUAUUUUUGAUGCUGACACUAAUUGCAUUCUUUUGUAAAAUAAGUGAUCCCCGUUUUGGCGGAACGUACAUGACACUAUACAAUACAUUUUACUUUUUGGGAUGGUUAAUACCAAAUACAUUUGUUUUGAGACUGAUUGAUAUUUUAACUUUAAGCGAGUGUACUAAUAAUGUCGAAAAUACCUGUUACACGAAAGAUUUAAAAAAUCUAUGCAUUACAAAUGGAGGAACUUGUGGGAUUCAUGUGGAUGGAUACUAUGUAGCAAUAGCCAUGUGUACAGCUUUUGGGUUCAUUUGGUUAUUUACAUUUAGAAAUAUCUUAAAAAAUUACCAACUAGUGGACGCUUACCAUUGGAUGAUACAUGGAAAACACCUAAAUAAUGAUGAAGUAAAUGAACCAUGCAUUAUGUCUUCAGCGUAAUUUCAAACGAUGGUUAUACUAAAUAUAUGGAACUUUAAGUAUAUUUUGAAUAUUAUUAUUGUGUAAAUUAAAACAUUUUGGUUUUGCAAUAAAAAUUUAAAAAUCAUUUAUGUACUUAAAACACAUGCUUAGGCAAAUGCAGAAUGAAAUGCUGCAAGAAGUUAAAUAAAAUUAUUUUGUUUGGUAAA
Molecule: messenger RNA, 2339 nt
Organism: Diuraphis noxia (Russian wheat aphid)
Lineage: Eukaryota; Metazoa; Arthropoda; Insecta; Hemiptera; Aphididae
Product: acetyl-coenzyme A transporter 1-like
Biological process (GO): acetyl-CoA transmembrane transport
Cellular component (GO): membrane
Molecular function (GO): acetyl-CoA transmembrane transporter activity
Source: RefSeq, a predicted model, not a curated record